Messenger RNA from Prorocentrum cordatum, 2525 nucleotides. The record is from the annotation of a GenBank genome assembly. Lineage: Eukaryota; Dinophyceae; Prorocentrales; Prorocentraceae.
CCCCUCCCCUCCCCCACCCCCUCGGCGCGGACAUGGCAUGCUCACCGCCGCGCGACGGGGGGCCCUCUGGCGCAGCCACCUGCGAGCCGCUGCCCCGCAGCAGCUGCGCGGGAGCCCCGGAGCAGCCCCGCAGCGCUGCCGCCGGGCCCGCGGCGCCGGCCACCGCCCAGGGCACCGGGGAGCCGCCUGGGCCUGCGGCCCCGCGCGGCCACGCGGACUGCGACGGCGCUGGCCGCGCGCCCCCGGCGGCGGCGGCGCGCUUGCGGGACGUGCUGGCGUUGGUGGCGCCGCCGCCCAACCCCAGUCGGACGGCCGCCGGUUGCCCAGUGGCCGCGCAGACCGAGGAGUGCCCAGUGGUCACGCAGACCGAUGAGGGCAUCGGCAUGUCCUGCGAGCAGUGCGGCCAGCAGGAGGUCCUGCAUGGUUGCGGCCACUGGCGGUGCGUCACGCUGACGUGCAGGCCCGCGUGGUUCCAGGCCCUGGCGGCCAGGAACUGGAACGUGCCGAAGACGCGGAAGCGGAUGUUCGACACGCAGUUGUACGAUACCCUCGAGCGUUGCGAAGACUGCCGGCCCGAGGGGCGGUGCCUGCGGGGCGCUGUCGACGCCCCGCGGUAUUGCAACUUUGUUUUCAAGAGGGGCACCUGCAGGUUCGGCUCGAGGUGUGCAUUCUGCCACCUGCACGGCCGUGGUGAGCCCCACCACUCCGAGGCAGGAGCCGGAGAGUGCUCGGCCCCGAAGGCCGUGGCCGCGGACCCGCCCAGGGGCGAGGCUGUGGCACGCCUGGCCUGCCAGUGUGGCUCGCCUGCCGCCCGCUCGCCGCGCCGCUGGGCCAGCCUGCAUACGCCACCGGGCGUGCACCAGCCAGCGCAUUGCCGAGGCCCCCAAGAUGGUGGGGCCCCUGCAGCGGUGGCCCCCCGGCGGGGCCCGCACGCGCCGCUCGGGCCCCCUCUGCCGACGCGGUGGGGCAGCCUGCGCCACCCCCCGGGCCUGGACGUGCCGCUCACGCCCCCUCCGCCGACGCGGUGUGACAGCCUGCGCCUGCCGGCGUGCGCGGGCGGCUUCCUCGGAGAGGCCCCGCCGCCGCCCUCGCCCCCGCGGGCCGCGGCGCGCGGCCCGGCCCCGUGGGCGGCGACGCACGGCACGCUGAGCGUGUGAGCCCUGCGCGCGCCCGGCGCUCUCGAGAGCCGCCCGACGGCCCAGGGCGCCGCCCGGGCCACGCCGCGCGGAUCGGCAGCUGCCGUUCCCGAGCUUGCCGGGGUGGACUCCCGCGCGGGGCCCAGCGGCACGCCCGCCCCCCUCCCCUUGCCCCGAGAGGACGAGGGGGAGGCGGCAAGAGGCGGCGGAGGAGGGGAGCAGCCGAUGCGGCUCGGCGGCGCGCCGAGGCGGUGCCCAGAGCAACGUCCACCAACGAGUUGCCUUCGACCUCGCUCGGCGGGGCGACCCAUCCAUAGAAACGCCUCUGUCGCCAGGCGCGAAUUUAAGGCGCGUGGGUCAGCGACGGGGCCCGUUUCCGCACGGUCCAUGCUGGUUUGCGCCCCAUUUGCAAGGGUUGGCCAGUACACGUGGCCCUUUCCCUCUUCGUAUGCGCUUGGAGCGCGAACUCGCGCAGGUAUGAUUCAGCAUACGUGAGUACAUAGGUCCCCAUGUUGCAUCGUGUUCUUUGCCUGAAGUCGUGGAGCGACGAGGCAGCGAGGGGACUUGGCGGAGGGGCCAUAGCGAGGAGGGGCGAAACUGAGAAUCUUGUCAACAGGGUGCGAGCUCAUGAUUUGUAAGCUAUGUCUCUGGCUGACAACCGAGUGCAUCGCAGCCGUACGGUUGCGUUGUUCAUUUGCAGUACAGCUCAAGGUAUGUUCAGACCAUGCUUCCCGAUUUUCUUGUCCAUUCAAGAAAUCCUCCGCAUCCUCCAUCCGUGCAAAUCCCCGCAGGGUCUUUUUAGGAUCCUGUCUCUGGGACGCUCGCCCGACUCUCGCCGCACUUGGCCUUCUGUGACGUGCGACGGGCUUCCUCCCGUCACAUGCCAGCGCGACAGAAGAUCUGCUCGGAGAAGUCGUUGACAUCCGGUCGAGGGACACUCCUGUGCCGGGCCUCCUGACUUCCGGUCGCUGAUGUUUGGUCGUUGAUUCGUGCGCACAUUCUUGACCCCUUCCUCUGUCUCCGUGGCUUCCUCGUCUGCGGCCCGUGGCAUCGUUGCCUGCGGCCUUUUUGCUUCGAGUGCGGCGAACGCGCUUCGGGGCUCAAACGUUCUUGGGCCUGCUAGACCUGUUAUAAUAAUCCCUCUGCCUGGGGCCUGGUGCUGAGCAUGCACGACUUGUUGCGUCGAGCGAGUUUCGUAGAUCUCCUAGUCGGGCGACGAGUGCGAGCGCCGAGUUGAAGCUCGUCUUCCUCCCCUCCUUGCUCCCCCUCGCUCCUGGAAGUCCACCCCGGCUCUCGUUUUCCCUUCUUCUGCUCCGUCCUCCCUUCUGCUCUUCUCUUGCCUCCCCUUCCUCCGUCCUCCCUUCUCCUUCGGGGGUGGACAGACCUCCC